Messenger RNA from Drosophila subpulchrella, 270 nucleotides. RefSeq names its product bypass of stop codon protein 1-like. Lineage: Eukaryota; Metazoa; Arthropoda; Insecta; Diptera; Drosophilidae. The transcript has a single exon. The record is from RefSeq and is a predicted model, not a curated record. Bases 1 to 270 code for a protein of 89 amino acids.
AUGCGAUUCUACUGCGUGCUGAUCCUUUCCUGCUCCCUGGCGGUGGCCCAUAGCGCCUCGACCCCAGCAGAUCCAACAACGAGCACUUCGACGACGUCCGAUCCGACAACGAGCACUUCGACGACGUCCACCUCCCCCACCACGUCCGAUCCGACCACAUCGACCUCAUCCAGUUCCUCGACCACGGCCACCGCCACCAACACUACCACCACCACCAAUACCACCACCACGGAGGCUUCGUCUUCCGACAAGAAGAAAAUAAAAAAAUAA